AUAACUAACUGUAGUAUUUUUAUAACUUAUUAGAUACAUCUAAUGAUUGUUUCAUGGUUUUGAAAGCUAGUGGAGUGGGGGCGAGGGACUUCCCUGAACGCCCCAUCAGCAUGAUCAGUACACGAGCACUGCUCAACACACACCAGUGGCCGUAUGGCGCCGCGUUGAGUAAUAGAAGGAAUAUGCUACUCAAAUAUCGAUGAGAGAAAGAUAACAUGCAAUAUACUUCAAUCAGCUUGCUAUGCAAACGGAUCAGCCUGCAUUUCGCUCUAAGCCCCCGGACUGUAAGCAACAUUCACAUCAUUCCAAGCUUCGCUCUCACUAGCCAUUAUGUCGCUUCUUUGGAUGUUUCGUAUUAUUACAUUGACCAUAUCUGGGUAUCUUACAAAGUGCAGUUGUUACGAGCUUCCUGAUUCAUACAACAAGAGAUUACGGCCAAAUGUCGGAGGUCCUCCAGUGGAGAUACGGGUAGGACUGUAUGUCGAGAGUCUGGGUGCUAUAGAAGAGAGCACGAUGGAUUUUCGUUUGACGCUGUACUUUCGGAAGCACUGGAAGGACCCUCGACUUGCCUUCAAUAAAACACACGAAAGAAUAUUCGUGUCUAACGACGGGGAUAUAUUUUGGUCCCCGGACCUCUACUUUCUUUAUGAAAAAGGUGGUCACGCACAUGACAUCACAGUUCCUAACAUUGUGACGACCAUUCAACCCGAUGGAACAGUUUUUAGGAGCACAAGGGUCACAUUAACUUCAGCUUGCUUCAUGAGUCUACAUCGUUUUCCAUUUGAUUCUCAGAGGUGUUCACUAAACGUUCUGAGCUACAGUUACACGACAAAGGAUAUGAUGCUAACAAUUAAGGAUGAAGAUGUCGAAAUCCCUAAAGAAUUGAUUAUUCCUAGUUUUGUCCUGCAGUCGAAGUGGAAUACUAGUGGGAGUGUCCUGAAUUUGGAAACCGCAGGAAACUAUAGCAUGGUGACCAUUUCCUUCACAUUUCAACGUCAGAUGCAGUCAUUCCUUCUGACUGUCUAUAUCCCUAGCAUGCUUUUGGUCACAGUGGCUUGGCUUUCAUUUUGUAUCGAUGCUGAAGCAGCUCCUGCAAGGGUCUCCCUUGGGAUAACAACAGUACUCACCAUCACCACUAUGACUGCUGGGAUGCAGGAAUCACUUCCGGUGGUCACUUACGCAAAGGCUAUUGAUAUCUGGCUAGCAGCCUGUCUUUUCUUUGUCUUUAUGGCCUUGAUUGAAUUCGCUCUGGCUAAUUAUCUACUCAUCGUAAGGAAAAAACGAAAAGAAGCGAUCGAAGCAUUGGAACAAUCUCAUAAGUCAUCUUGUGGGGCUAAUACCAAACUUGGAUUAAGCGACGAACAGCUGAUUAGAUACCAAGCACAGUAUGCUGCACCACUCAAAACCACUCCUGAUGUUUGUGAUGAAGAAACCCAAAAGACUAAGGUUGUCAUUGAGCCAUGGACGGCAGACAGAGUAGAUUGUAUGGCAAGAUACAUCUAUCCAGUUGCCUUCACAUUGUUUAACUUCAUUUAUUGGCCUUUCUACAUUUACGUUGAUGAAGCUUCAUUCUAUUGAGUGAAGAAGUGAAAUAAACAAUUUAAACAGUCACAUCAUGGUUCCCACUCAGGGGGCGGCCGGGGGAGGGGGUGGGUGGCUUAGGACACUCUCCACAAAACUACAACGACCUUGCAAGAAAAGUGAAGAAAAACAAGGAAAAGGAGAAAGAAGAAUUAUAGGGAAAAGGUUGAAUUAUGUCUGUUUGAUUAUCAUGUCAAAAUCGAUCACAGAAUUAUAUUUUUAUAUAUAUAUAUAGAGAGAGAGAGAGAGAUGUGAAAAUGUCUUAUUAGUCGCUUCGCUCGCUCGCGUCUUUUAACAAAAUUUGCUUUAUAUUAUGUUCUGCCCACUCAAUUUUAUGACUCAAUAAGACACUGAUGAUCUUUAUGUUCUACCUUCUUUUCUAUUCGUUUUUCUGAGACCUCUAAGGAGUGCCAAAAACUAACCCCACACUUUUUUUUUCAACUUUGCUUACUCAAAUGCUUACUAUUUUGGCAAAUUAAAUUGGUAUACUCCAGGCUGAAAAAAUAAUAUCGAAAUAAAUAGUUUGAAAUUCAGCAAGCAAAAUGCUGAAAACUUAAUCAAACUCUGAUAAGAAAUAAAGUUUUUUUUUAUUUUAGAUUUGGCAAUAUUUCAUUGGUGAAAACAGUUAGAUUGAUACAGUCAUGAAUAUGCAUCAGGAGGGUUGAUGAUGUUAUGUCUCCACUCCCCCCUUUCAUAUCAGAAUCAUUUCAUAUUUUCAUAUUUAUGUGUAACAUGUCUGUCGCGUAACAAAUUAAGUUUCAGCAGUAUUAUUUUAUAGUAAAUUGGUUGUUAAUCCCUUUAUUACAUUCUAGGAGGGCAAAAUUUGAAUAAGUAUAAUUUUAUAUGAUAUGAAGUAUAACAGAUUAAGUUUGGAAAUGACAUCUUUGACUGGCUCAUAUGCACAUUCAUUUUACAUCAUUAUUAUUAUUAUCAUUUAGUAUCAUUGUGAUCAUUAGUAGUAGUAGUAGUAG
Lytechinus variegatus (green sea urchin) is the source of this 2552-nucleotide messenger RNA. RefSeq names its product glycine receptor subunit alpha-2-like. Gene Ontology annotation, biological process: chloride transmembrane transport; nervous system process; regulation of membrane potential. The coding region runs from base 331 to 1578 and encodes 415 amino acids. The transcript has 9 exons. Gene Ontology annotation, molecular function: transmembrane signaling receptor activity; chloride channel activity; neurotransmitter receptor activity. NCBI's taxonomy places the organism in Eukaryota, Metazoa, Echinodermata, Echinoidea, Temnopleuroida, Toxopneustidae. The record is from RefSeq and is a predicted model, not a curated record. Gene Ontology annotation, cellular component: membrane; synapse; neuron projection.